AUGUCGGCCACAACAACCCUACUAGCCUGGCUCAUACCCGUCCUCAUUCUCGCCAUAGCCUUCAUUGCCUGGCGCGUCUACGUCUACAAAACCCAAGGUCCCUUCCUACCAGAGUCCCUUCGCCGAAACGUCUUUGCCCGCACCCGGAGUAUUAUCCCAAGAACCCUCUCCUUCAACUCCUCCAACAAGGAUGUCCUCCCAACCACUACACCCGCCGGGGCCGAGGCCACCAAGCCAAUGGGUCCAAUUGGUGCAGCAGGGGCAAUACGCAACGAAACGAAGAUCGAUAUGCCCAGUGCCGAUGCGACUUCCCAACAACAGCCACCCAUGGCCUCCAUAUCCUCAGAUCACAGCCGUUAUGUCGCUGCUCAUUCCUUUGCUGCCGAGCCCUGCGACCGCAAGUCGCCUUCGCCUGCCGCAGGUGCUGAUGGUUCGAUAUCCUCGGGACAGGGACAUGCUCCCUCUCCUGCUAUUUCUCGUCUUAUAGCCAUGAAGUAG
Messenger RNA from Linnemannia hyalina, 498 nucleotides. NCBI's taxonomy places the organism in Eukaryota, Fungi, Mortierellomycota, Mortierellomycetes, Mortierellales, Mortierellaceae. The record is from the annotation of a GenBank genome assembly.